AUUUAGAAUACAGUAACACUGUGACGAUCUCGAGGAAGGGAGAAAAACAACAAUUUUCUACACUUCAACGACUUCUAUUGCUCUAACGCAACUGUGCGACUGUAGUAUAUUUUUGAAAGAGGUUUUAAAAGUUCAGAACUGCAUUCAAGCGGACUAAUAACAAGAUCAGAGCUUGUUUUUUUUGACAACUGUCUACUGUUUUAUUGGAAUUUAUCAAUAGUUAUGGCAAAACUUAUCAUCUUUGUUUUCUUGACAAUGGCAGUCACCAGACAGGUAAGUCGUAUCACCUUGGCAGCUGUCAAUUUGGUAUGAUUCUGAUCAUAUGCAAAUCAUGCAACAAAAUAGAAAUGGAUGAGUGGAGUGCUUAGACUGUUUGCAAUGAUCAGUUGGAGGUGCUUUGACUGUCAUACAGAAGUAAUAGGGCGGCAGGUAGCUUAGUGGUUAAGAGCGUUGUGCCAGUAACCGAAAGGUCGCUGGUUCUAAUCCCCGAGCCGACUAUGUGAAAAAUCUGUCGAUGUGCCCUUGAGCAAGGCACUUAACCCUAAUUGCACAUGUAAGUCGCUCUGGAUAAGCGCGUCAGCUAAAUGACAAAAAAUAAAUAAAAAAUUGUAUUUUAGAGAGACACAAGUAAAACCCUUCUCUAACGUAUUUGUUUCUGUUGCCUGAAGAUAUAUAUUUCAAACGGCUGUAACCUACAGACUAUUUGGUAACACUUUUACAAUACCGUGCUACUGUGUAUCUGCUCGUGUAAUUGCAGUGUAACAGUUUUGUAAUUACUAAUUGUUACAAUUAGUUACAAUAGUAACCCUUAACCCUAACCUAGUGUACUAAUGAGUAAUUAGAUUUUACAUUUUACAUUUUAAUCAUUUAGCAGACGCUCUUAUCCAGAGCGACUUACAGUUAGUGAGUGCAUACAUUUUUCAUACUGUCCCCCCGUGGGAAUCGAACCCACAACCCUGGCGUUGCAAGCGCCAUGCUCAACCAACUGAGCUACAGGAGGCCUACAAUACUUGUUACACUGUAAUUACAGGAAUAAUUACAGUUAUAAGGUAACUGUAAUGUAAAAUGUACCAGACUCUUUUUGUAGCCUACCAGCCCUACCAGCCAGAUUGUGUAUUUUUUUGAUAGGCAUGUUUGUUCUUGUCAAAUAACUUUGACUCACUGUCUGAGGGUGGGACUUUUACAUACUGUUGAUUCUGUUACUGGAAGAAGUUUGCACGGAAGAGUGAUGUACUGUGACUCGAAUCACGAGUUGGCAGGGGAUUGGGUACAAAACUUAAACAGCUGUCUAGACAGAUAAGACAUCCAAAGGGAGAAAGGGGUAGAAAUGAUAUGACCAAAUUAAAUGGACUACUUCACAUUGAAGUUAAAGUAUAUAAAUUCAUUGUAAACUGUGUUCAAAACCACUCCAAAGGGGACACAAUAAUCAUGUUAAAUAAAUAUCUCACAAUUAAUAUCAAAUGAACAAAAUGGCAAGUCCUAGACUCCUAGAACAUAUUUAUCACUAGCAGUGUUUUAACCAUGAAGGCAGACCACAGCAAGAAAUUACAUUAAAAAAGUUAACUCUUUACAUUCCUAUGCUUCUCUCUGUUUAUGCCUAGGAACCUAAACCUCCUCUAUCCCCCUCCUCCCCCCUCUUCCUCUCUCCUCUCCCCUCCUCCAGGUGGGUACCAGCUGCCCGGCGGUGUGUGAGUGCCCAGCCAUGCCCCUCUCGUGCCCCCCCGGGGUGAGUGCGGUGGCCGACGGCUGCAGGUGCUGCAAGGUGUGUGCCUCCCAGCUGAACCAGGACUGCAGCCCCACGAUGCCCUGCGACCACCACAAGGGACUGGAGUGUAACUACGGCAAUGACGUGACCCUGGCCCAGGGCAUCUGCAGGGGUAAGGUUGUGUUAGGGGGAGGAAGUGGGUUGUUUGGAAGUGUGUACUGUAGAAUUGUUAGGAUUCGAAGUGUAUAGUGUAGGUUGUAGGUGUUCAGUGUUAGAACUAUGAUGAGGUGUAAAUAAGUGUAAGUGUAUAUCUUUUCAAGUGUGAUGUGUAGUAGUUAGUUGAUGUUGAAUUUCUAUGUGAUAGCAUCUUAGGGUGCAUGUAUUAGAAAUAUUACCGUAGGACUAAACCAUGUGUUGAAAGUCACCAUAACCCCAGGACUUAACACGUUGUAUCCCAGUGGGGGAGGAUAUUUGGAUGUGUAGUAGAUUCCUUAUGGAGCUCAAUCUCACAGACCAAAAUGGAACUAGUUCUAUCUACAUCAAACCAAGAUUCCAAUCCUUCAUAGACUAAGAAUGGAGCUCUACCAUGUCCGUGAUAUGGAGACAGAGAGAAUCUUAUGUAUUCUUACUCACAAGACUUCCUUACUCUGCCCUUUCUCUGACCUCUGACCUCCCUAUGGAUCUAAGUGUUCUCUCUGGGUUACAGUCUGUGCGCCAUGUCAGUGUCGGUUAUUGCGUGUUUGCUGGUUGUUAAGGGGAGGAUUGCGUAAAGGGGGUUUCAGCUGGUGUAACCGGAGUAUAUGGCAGAUUCCUCCCGGUCAUACCUGGGAUUGUCAGUGGGGGUUCUUGUACUUUGACUUUAAAACACAUCCUCAUAUUUAGAUUUCUCCAGAGACAUGGAUGGAUGGUUCCCAAAAUACCCCCUCGUUACAUGAUAGCACAUUACAUACUGUAGAUAGUAAACAGUUCAUUGGUCCUGCUGAUGGUUUUAUGUGUAUAUGAAGCCUAAAUAUGUUACUACCUCGAAGUGGUCUUAGUGUCCAUCUAAAUUGCCCCUAAAGGAAUUAAAGUUGAAUUUAAUUGUACUGAACUGUACCUAACUGUACCUAACUGUGCUGAACUGAAUGGAAUUCAAUGCAUUCUCCUAAUUUCCCUCUCUUAACAGCAAAAACAGACGGUCGUACGUGUGAGUACAACGGGAGGAUCUACCAGAACGGCGAGGAUUUCCGCGCCGGCUGUAAACACCAGUGUACCUGCAUCGACGGUGUCGUGGGCUGUUCUCUGCUCUGUGCCAACCGUCUGCCCCCCGCCACCUCCUCCUGCCCCUAUCCCCAGCUGGUCAGGGUGCCAGGGCAGUGCUGCUUCACUGUGGACUGCCACAAGGGUACCGGGCGCCUUCCCCCCACCAAGCAACAUCACCAACCAACACAACCCAAACCUCAGCCAGACCAGUACCAGCCAGAUAACACACUGGCCAAUGAGCUGGUGGAGAGAGGCAAGGUCUGGGAGAAUGAACAAGGCUACAAGCACCUGCCUGGUGAGGAGCUGUUGCACUGUUGACAUUCACCAAAUGCAUUAUUAUUGAUCAUGAUAGAUACCUGGCUGUAGCUUAUCAUGUACACUGAGUGAUCAUCGCUAGCACUAUCACCAUUAGUGGUAUAAUAGUUGAUGAAUAUUGGUCGAUAGUUACUCAUGUUUGUCUGUACAUCAGUCAGUCAUAUAUCCUGGUUUCUUCCCUCUGUGGUAUAGUCUCCCUAUAAUUCCUUCCUUCCUUCCCUUUGUCUCUCACACUCCUCUUCCUCCCACCCUUCCCAGUAUGGAAGCAUUCGUUAGAGAAGUGUGUUGUCCAGACAACGGACUGGUCCCAGUGCUCACGAAGCUGUGGGAUGGGAGUGUCCUCACGCAUCACCAACGACAACGGCCAGUGUAAGCUGGAUAGAGAGACGCGCCUCUGCACCAUCCGUCCCUGCGGUGACGUAGCCGUCCCGCCCAAGGUAAAUUCCAUAUUUAGACAACGCAAUAGGUAACUGUGUAGUGUGUGUGUGUGUUUGUGUGUGUCUGUGUGUGUGUGUGCCCAUCAGUAUGAGCACAAGCAUGCAGUACAAGAGAAGAGAGUGUGACUGCACAUAUCUUCAUCAUCAUCAUCAUCAUCAUCAUUAUCAUCCCAGGCAAUAACAAUAUCUCCCUUAUCAUCUACUGAUCUGGUAUCACUUUGAUAACAAACCCCAACCCCCUAGACUGUUUCCUCUGUGGAGCACGUCCCGAUGGGAACAGACUAGCGUUGAUUUACUCACACUGGCGGUGGCACCCUUUUAAAUAUAGUCCCCUCCACCCCACCCACGGCAUUCCUGCCAAGCAACUGUCCAUCGCUAGGCGCCUGGGCCCUGUGCACUCAGCCAGGGAGAUGGUGUGUCUAUAUUAAUCCUCCUCUGUUUCUCUGGCCCAAAUGCCACCCUAUUCCCUAUUUAGUGCACUACUUUUGACCAGGGCCCAUAAGGCUCUGGUCAAAAGUAGUGUACUAUGUAGGGAAUAGGGUGGCAUUUGGGACGCAAACACUGUGGGCUGGGAGAUUAUAGCUGAUUUACCACUGAGACUAAUAAGGCCUCUGUCUGUGCGAGUUUCAGUGAGUUUGAUUCAAAACUUUGUUUUUGUCACUGUUCGUGUUCAGUUAAUAACUUUACUAUAAUUGAAUCAACUUCAGUUUUGUUUUCAGGACUGACACUUUGUUAGUGAUAAGUUCAUGAUGAUUUGGUUGCAUAGGCCUACCGGACAUUUAUUCAAAGAUGUUUUAAAGAUGUCUGCAAAAGUUUGUUAUUGAAACAAUACAGGCGCCCCAACAGUACAGCAUGAAACGUUUACUUUCCUCUGCCCCUCUCUGAUUAUCUCCCUCUUUCUCUCUCACCCUCUCAUCCCCCUCCCCCUCCUCCUCUUCCCUUUACAGAAGGGCAAGAAAUGCUCCCCGACCCCAAAAGCCCCAGAACCCAUGCGUCUGUCGUAUGGCGAGUGUCAGAGUGUCCGCCUGUACCGGCCCAACUACUGCGGUGCGUGUACGGAUGGUCGCUGCUGUUCGCCACAUCGCACGCGCACCGUCCCUGUGACCUUUGUGUGCCCGGAUGGUGAGCGUUUCCAGAGAGCUGCCAUGUUCAUCCAGUCGUGCAAGUGUAGCAAGGAAUGCGGCCAUCUCAACGAAGUGGCCUUGCCACCACAGCACUGGAUGUAUGGAGACACACAUAAGUUCAUCGACUAGCUUGAUCGUGUUUGAAAAGAAUCCUCAAAGUUGACUGAGAACAUUGACAAGGGAAGGGUGACAUAAUUAAAAUAAAUACCAUGGGCCUUGAGGGUGUUUUUCUCUGCAGGCUACAAAUAACAGAACUGAGCUUCACAAUGGGCUCUCAGUAAAAGCCUGGCACUAUAAUAACUAACUCCCAAAUAGUAAAGUACUUACUGUAUGUUUGACUGGAGUGGUUUUGAUUGACAGGUGAUCGAUCCACUCCUGAAUGUUCCUCAGACAUGGGUCUGAACUGAGGCCUACAGUCCCACCUGGUGUUUUUGUUUAGUUACGGUUUGACAUAAUGAACAAGACCCAGCCGCGAGUUGCUAAGGCCUCCACAGCAACGACAGAGAGAAACAGACGACAACACAGCACUGUGUUGUAGAAUAGAAACACAUGAACUUGAAGGAACUGUACAGGGUUAUUUGCUGUAUAAAGUGAUAUGAUGCUUUGCCACUAACCAGGGCCGUAUUCACUAGGCACCAAAUGGAAGAAAAGAGUCUGACACAGCGACGGACAAGCUGAAGUUGUUCAAUAAGAAAGGCUUGUUUUGGGUAUCCGUUGCAAAACAUUUUGCUAGGAUGUGCACUAAUGACUACAACCCAGCUAUAUGAGGGCUGGAGUGAUACCGGGGCAUCCCACAAUGCACUAAGAACAGUGACUAUAGAAGUUAAGUGACAUCAAGACUGGAUGGGCUGAAACGUCUUGACAAAGAGACUGACAAGUUGGAGCAUGGGUACUCGUGAUAUUAACGUUAUUUAUUCGUAUUCUUAUCCAAAGAACUUGACACUAACUCUCUGCAAUACAAAGUGACGUUCAGUGUAGUUGGGAUGAUGAGCUGUCUAAAAUCAGAGAUUUAUGUGAGAGGUGGUAAUGAAAGAAAUGUGUGUCUCAAAUGGCACACUAUUCCCUAUA
Coregonus sp. 'balchen' is the source of this 5891-nucleotide messenger RNA. The record is from the annotation of a GenBank genome assembly. NCBI's taxonomy places the organism in Eukaryota, Metazoa, Chordata, Actinopteri, Salmoniformes, Salmonidae.